Chiroxiphia lanceolata (lance-tailed manakin) is the source of this 3364-nucleotide messenger RNA. It is a transcript of the gene DISC1, whose product is annotated as DISC1 scaffold protein. Gene Ontology annotation, molecular function: protein binding. The transcript is spliced from 14 exons. Gene Ontology annotation, cellular component: mitochondrion; microtubule; intermediate filament cytoskeleton. The coding region runs from base 161 to 2692 and encodes 843 amino acids. Lineage: Eukaryota; Metazoa; Chordata; Aves; Passeriformes; Pipridae. Gene Ontology annotation, biological process: neuron migration; cilium assembly. The record is from RefSeq and is a predicted model, not a curated record.
AUAUCUGCAGCCACAGGGUGCUACAGAAUUGCAUCUGUUCUGGAAGCAGAAUCUGAACCACUUGCUACUCAUACUAUUAAAGCAUGGAUAUGGACACAAGAAACUGGACACAAGCAACAACAGGUUAUGAACAAAAUUUCUUUAUGAUCACCAGCAAUUAAUGCCUGCAGGCUCCCUUCGUAAAAAGAAGCUGGCAAAAAGACCUGGAUACAUGAGGCCAGAAGCUCAGCAACAGAUAGAGUUUCAGUCCCUUGGUGCCUGCAAACCAUCCAGACCAGGAGAGCUCCAACAUGGAAGGCAGGGUUGUGGAGACUUUGAGAACUGCACUCUAUGUAGACAAUGCCAAAAUAACUUUGAAUUCCUUCACUGUAGUGCAGUUAGUAGCACUGUAGUUCCUGCUGAUCGGGUAACAAUGUUGGCCACUACUGGAAAUAUGCCAGGAUGCUGCAAAAAUCUAUCGUGUUGCAAGAGUCCACGGUCAGAAAACACAGUGACAGCAGCUUACCCUGCUGCCGCAACAAGCAAAGGAGAUGUUUCUGCUGUAUGCUGUACAUGGCAGAAAAGCCACAGUGCUAAAGUGAACAAGCCCCCAAAUAUGUAUGCUUUGGAUCGAACAGAAGUGAAUAACAACUGUGAAUAUCAAAACAGAGAUGAUAUUUCUCAUUCUGCUGUUGCACACAAUAGUUUAGAUCGUUUUAGUUCAAGUUUCAGCUUCAUACAGCUCUCCCUGAACUCGACCUCUGGGGUAAAUGAUGUUGAAGGCAAAUCAACUGUUGAGGAAACUGAGAUUGUUCUGCAUCCCAAAACCACAGGAAGUCUGCAGAAGCCAGAAGAGAUGUCACAAACUCAUGAGAACUUGGGAGAUUCAUGUUGCUUCUCCAGGUCCAGUGAGGAUUUGGAGCAUGAACAUGAGAGCCCUGUGAAUGAUAAAUUCCGGGACUGUGAGACCCUCUCUUUCUCAGAUAUAGAUGCAACAUUUUCACAUUCUACAGAUUCCUUGGAUGCAGCAUCUGCUGGCUCUUCUGUCACCUCAGGCUAUGAAAGUAGCUUUACUGUUAGUGACCGUAACUGGGAUAUUUUGAUGAAAAAAUAUGAACCAGCGCUGCAGGAUUGCUUGCUUGGCAACCGCAGUACACUAAAGAUAAAAUCCUUGAUCUUACAACUUCAGAGGCUUCAGGAAAAAGCAAUAGAGGAAGAUGACUAUGAUAGAGCUGAUAAAUUUAGACGGAAACUGGAAGAACUGGAAAAAGAGAAAAAAUCUUUAAAAUUUCAACUUCCUUCAAGGCAUCCUUCAGUUAGCAGUUUUUUGGAUAGAUUCAUUACCCAAGUUCAGGCAGCAUUGCACUGGGCUGCUGAUCAUCGGGUUAGACAUGAAGAAAACGAUUUUUGUCAUGAAAAAGAACAUAAACUUUUGAGAUCAACUUACCAGGAGAGGAUGCAGGUUUCGGCCACAAAACGAAGCCAGCUUUUUCAAGAAAAGAAAUGGUUACAGAAAGAAAUUGAAGACCUCCAAACAAGACUGACCAUAUUAGAAGCAAAAGAUCAACAGCUAAGAAGAGAAAUUGAAGAACAAGAUAGACUUAUUCAGUCACAGGACUGUGAACUGGCUGCUUUACUUGGCUGCAUUUCUUUGAGAGAACUGCAGGAAAUAAGCAAGGCUGUGGAUGACACUUUAGCAGCCUCCUAUCAAAUUCCAUUCAGUCUAGAUCUUCCAGGAACAAUAAAGAGCCUUCAGGAAAAGGAACGGUUGUUCAGCAUGUCCAUUAAAGAAACUACUGCCAAAGUUUGCACGAGUCAGAAACUCUGCAGUACUUUGAGAAGGAAAGUGAGUGAUAUUGAGACUCAGCUACCAGCUCUACUUGAAGCCAAAAUGCUGGCUGUUUCAGGAAGUAAUUUUGGCACUGCGAGGGAUCUUGCAGAAGAAAUAAGGUCAUUAACAUCUGAGAAGGAGGGACUGGAAGGACUACUCAAUGAACUGUUGGUUCUGAGUGCCAAAAAUGUCCGAAAGUUAGAGAGAAUUAAAGAUGAUUACACCAGAUUGAAGCAAGAACUUGAGCAAGGAGAGACUGCCUUUGUGACCAGUGUAAAAGAAAAUGCUGAGAAGUACAUGGAGAUUCUAGAGGAUAAACUACAUAGCUGCGGGAGCCAGCUGCUCCAAAGAGUGUGGGAAGCUGACUUGGAAGCAUGUCAGUUGUUCAUCCAAGGGUUUCAGCUGAAAGAAACCAGUUGCUGCAUUUUUGAGGAAGAAGAGAACCAACUGGAGGAGAUGGAGAUGACUGCUGAUGGCCCACCUGACUCUGAAAAAAGAAAAGAAGGUCACUUUCUGAAGGACACAGAGUGGGUUAAUGUUUCCUGCCACAAACACAGUGAGCUGAAAGAGGUUAUGGAAGACAUUUCAUUUGGAACAGAAGGUCAUUUGUCUGAGGAGUUCUUCAUAUUUUCUGCAGAGUUGGGAGAAAAAUGUGAAGCAAUAAGUGAGAAAUUGGUGCAUCUGGAAGAUCAAUUGCAAAGUUCCACCUGCAGAGUUGAUGAUGGAGUUAUUCAGUCUCUGCAGAGGGAGAUCCAGGUAGUGAAGGAGACGCUCCAGACCAUGCUAGUGCAACUUCAGUCAGCCAAGGAGGCAGGAGAAGAAAAGGCUGGAGACUUCCUCUGUGACAGCUGGUGUCCAGGAAAACAAGACUUGAAGGAAUAAUGAGCAGAAAGAGCUGGUAGGAUAACAUUAAUUCACAAAGGGCUGCUUUUAGUAACUGAAUACUGUUUUACUAAGCCUCAGGGAUCUCUUCUCUCCCCUGCAUAACUAAUAAGUAAAUCAAUUAUGGAGAAAUAGAGCCUGAAGGUCUAUCAUCAGAAGUAUGCUAGGCAGCCUCACAUGUUUUGGCACAGAUUGGGAAACAGCUUUCAGAGCAGAGCAGCUCCUGUAAAUGUGUAGAUUACAAAUUGAUACAUUUCAAGUGAGUCUGCAAAGUUGCCUUUAAUGUCAGUGAAAUGUUCUCCUUGAAGACUCGUAAACAGUAUGUGUCUCAUGGAUUUCCCCCCCCCCCCAAUUUAAAAAUGCAUCAUUAAAGCUGGAACAUCUAGUGUUUCUUGGAAAAUAGCUGUAAGAAUAAUAAGAACUUUUUUCCCCCUUUGGCUUUAAACAGCUUUCUUACACUGAAUGUAUUUUCACAUUCCUGCCAAUAAUUAAAUCAAUAGGAUGAAAUUCAAGCUAACCAAGUUCUUUCAACAGAAAUUUGGAUCUCAUUUACUCUGUGGUAUUGAGUACAGUGGAGGUAACUAACAGCAGUCCUAUAGCAGUAGUUUAACUAGCUUUAUUUAGGUAUAAACUUGUUUUAGUAUUAACAGGGGUUGUAAAGCAAAAAAAAAA